AGAAUUUGUGGGUCUUACGGUGGUUGUGAGCCUUAUGGCGGUUAUGAGCCUUAUGGCAGUUGUGAGCCUUACGGCGGUUGUGAGCCUUGCAGUAUCUGUGGGUGUGGUCGUAUGGAUCUUCUAA
Molecule: messenger RNA, 124 nt
Organism: Racocetra persica
Lineage: Eukaryota; Fungi; Glomeromycota; Glomeromycetes; Diversisporales; Gigasporaceae
Source: the annotation of a GenBank genome assembly